AUGAAAGAUGGCUUGAAUGAUAUCAAAGGGUUGGUAGCUCGAAUUCGUGAUGCUGUGAAGUAUGUUAGAAGUUCUCCUCAAAGAGAGCAACGUUUCAAGUCAUGUGUACAAAAGGAGAGGAUUAAUCAUAAGAGUUCUUUGUGUUUAGAUGUUCAAACACGGUGGAACUCUACUUUUCUCAUGUUAAAUACUGCACUCAAGUUUCAAAAAGCUUUUGAAAGAUUCGAAAAUGAGGAUCCACAUUUUUGCUUAGAACUUAAUGACAUACCUCCUACCACCAAAGAUUGGGAUGAUACUAGGCAUUUUACUUCAUUUUUGGAAAAAUUCUAUGAUGCCACUGUUCAUUUGUCUGGUUCUUUGUAUGUUAUUUCUACUAUGUAUUUUACUGAAGUUUGUGCAAUUGAGGGUUUCUUAUCUGAAUGUAUAAAGAGUUUGCAUCCUUCUUUAAAUGUAAUGGCUAUGAAAAUAAAGAGCAAGUUUGAUAAGUAUUGGGGAAAAAUUGAAAAAGUGAACAUGUUGUUGAUUUUUGUUGUGUUGGAUCCCUAUUGUAAGUUGAGAUAUGUUAGUUUUUGUUACUCUGAACUUUAUGAAGCCUCCACUGUGACUGAGCUUACAAAAAAGGUAAGAGAGGCAUUGAAUCAAAUUUAUGAUGAGUAUCAAAAGCUUGAAUUUGGAAUGUGUUCUUCUUCUAGCCAAACUUGUGUUGAAGUUGAUCAACCAAUUAGUGGAGCAAGUAAACAGUUAGUGUCUCUCAAAUCAAAGUUUCAAAAACAUUUGGCACAAGAAGAAUGUGAUGGUGGAAAGUCAUACGCAAAUAAAUAUUUGGAAGAUGCUUGUGAAAAGGAAGGCCCAAACUCACAUUUUGAAAUUUUGAAUAGGUGGAAUGUGAAUUCCUCUAGAUAUAAAAUUCUUUCUCAAGUUGCCCGGGAUAUUUUUACCAUUCCCGUAUCCAAUGGUGGAGCCAGGAAUUUAAUAUAG
Molecule: messenger RNA, 978 nt
Organism: Camellia sinensis
Lineage: Eukaryota; Viridiplantae; Streptophyta; Magnoliopsida; Ericales; Theaceae
Product: zinc finger BED domain-containing protein RICESLEEPER 1-like
Molecular function (GO): DNA binding; protein dimerization activity
Source: RefSeq, a predicted model, not a curated record